ACCCAGCUUCCUCCUCCUUCAAGAGCGGAGCCUCGCAGCCUCGGGCGGUUUUGAGGAGUGAUGCCACUGAUGAAAGUGUGACAGUUUGGGAAAGAAGUGAAAAAGGAGUGUCUAGGCAGAGCAUUCCUGGGAGAGAUGUUAAACUGAGGUUCCUAAACACAUGGAAAUUUGGAAAUUGAACCAGGGUCACCCAUGUUUUGUGUUUGCUGACUCUGUGCUGGGAAAACAUGGUUUCUCUUGAUAUGCUGCCUGAAAUAAGAACUCUUGGCUCCUCAAAAGAAACCAGCUCUUCUGACAGAAGUUGAAAAGAGGACGAGUUGUUUUGAAAUGUAAAGUGCUUGGUCUGUGAUUUGAGAGAAGAGUGGUCCUGUGCUACAGCUGGAUUUCCUUGGCUGGGAAAGUGGAAAGGAAGAAUGUAUCACCUGUAGCUGAAGGCAGAAGAACAGAGGGAGUACAGACAUCUCAGGACUAAGACCAAGACAGAGAGACUCAAAACCAGUGAUUUGAGAGCCCCGCGACGCAGCCUGCUACAGGAACGGGGACUUCUCUGGAACACUGGCGUGCGCAGGGAUUAAUCCCGCCGUAGAGAGCCAGCCUGGCCUUUGAAGUGUUACAAGGGAAAGCAGGAGGAUCCUUGAGCUGUUGCAGAGGCAGCCAACUGCUCCAUAUUUGGCUUCUAUUACCCAUUUACAUACUGGAGAGCGGAGAGGGAGCGAGCGCUGUACCGCAGACAUCAUUUCUACUACAGUGGUGGAGACAUCCCGGACCUGUGUCACUGCAGGGGGAAGGAAAAAAGCCAAACAAACAAAAAGCAGACCCAAGCCCCGUGAUCAGCUAGGAAGACAUUUGUGUGCGAGUCUCUCUCUGACCCCCCACCCCCGCCAACCCCACCUCCACUGACACUUUACAUCACAUUACAGGCCAAGCCAGAUGGGCAAGCAAUACAAGCUGUGAAUUUAUUCUUGACCCCGUAGGACAGUGACCAUCAUCAUUUUUGUCUUCACCGUACAGUUAUGCACUGCCAAUAAGUGAAAAGGUCAAGAAAAGCAGUAGCUCAGUGGCUGAAUUUUUCUGAAGUGCUUUACAGCAGGGAAAGUGGGGAAACCUCUUAAAGUGGUGUCUUAUUCAAUCCUGGAGCACAGGGAAAGAGUUUUAAUGCAAAAUACCAGAAAAAAAAGUCUGCAACAUCUCCUGUGAGAGUGGGAAAAAAGGAGAUUAACAAUUGCAUCUUGAAACACUCAUGAUUUGAGGUAUCAAAAUUUCUGGAAACUGGGACAGAAGCAAGACUCCCUUCAGUUUUUUUUGGUGUGGCCAACUGUUUAACCCUGAGGUCAAACAAGUGACACACUAGCUGCACCUCUACAUAGCUUCCCUUGACUAUCUGGCAGCAACUUUGUGCCCUGCUUGCUCCAGGUUCCAGUGUCAUAAGGCUGUGCUCCUCUUUGGUGGGUGUGCCUGGGUUUCACCUGCCCAGCCUGCCCUGCUGCAUGGGCAGCCUUGCCCUGCACCACUGCUGAGGAGCUAAGAUGAAGACACACAUUGUGGUUUCCUGCUGUUUUGCUUUGUAACCAGUCCACUGGCCAUAUGUGUCCUUUGAACUCUGAAGAAGCUGUGCCAAAAGGAAGCCUUCUUCUCCUCCCCUCCUCCCAUCGUGGAGCCGCUCUUAGAUAAUUGCAAUUAGUAGACAAUGCAGAGCGAACGCAAAUGUGAAGUUCGUGGCUCUACCUUACUUUAUUUGAAAGAGGAAAGCCAGUGAGGACCUGUGAACAAUCCAGCAGCUUCUGAAAAAUCUUCAUGCUAAAGGAUAAUCCAGAAUUCCCUGAAGAAGAACAUAGUGAAUGUUAAUCCAGAGGAGCUGUCGGAGGAUCGUGCUCACAGGGAGAUGAUUCCUCAUGAAGUCACUGGAUCCCCUGCAGAAAUCAAAUGUGACUUUCCAUUUAUCAGACUGAAAUCAGAGCCAGCCAGACAGUGAAGCAAGCACAGUGGAGGGGGGACGGCGAAAGAUGAAAUCCAACCAAGAGCGGAGCAAUGAAUGCCUGCCACCUAAGAAGCGAGAAAUCCCUGCCACCAGCCUGCCUUCGGAGGUGAAGCCGGUCCUGCCAAACGAAAACCACCGUGCAGAUAACCUGGCAUGGCUCCCCAGCACACCCAGUGGCCAGGGCAGCCUGGGGGGCCGGCACCGGCCCGGGGGCACCUCCUCGGUGGAGGCAGGCUUGCAGCAGGGUUUGCACAAGUCACUGUCUGCAGGGCUGGACUAUUCCCCGCCGAGUGCGCCCAGGUCCGUUCCAGCCUCUACCACUCUUCCCACGGUGUACUCGCCCGCCCUCUCCCAGUCAGGGACCCCCGUUUCCCCCGUGCAGUACACUCACCUGCAGCACACCUUCCAGUUCGUCGGGCCCCAGUACAGUGGAUCGUACACCGGGUUCAUCCCCUCGCAGCUGAUUUCCCCAACAGCCAAUUCUGCGACUGGCGCCGUGGCGGCGGCCACAGCCGUUGCGACCACUCCAUCCCAGCGCUCCCAGCUGGAGGCGUAUUCCACUUUGCUGGCCAGCAUGAGCGGCUUAAGCCAGCAGGGGCACAAAGUUGAGCCGCACCUGGUCAGGACGCCUGGACUGAUUGCUGCUGGGUCUCCUCCACCCACCCAGCAGAACCAGUACGUCCACAUUUCCAGCUCUUCCCAGAGCACUGUCAGAAAUGUCUCUCCUCCAACCAUCCCCGUCCCCCUGCACCCACAUCAGACGGUGAUCCCGCACACCCUCACCCUCGGCCCUUCCUCCCAAGUGGUGGUGCAGUACACUGACUCGGGGGGCCACUUUGUCACCAGGGAUCCCCCCAAGAAACCCGAGAGCAGCCGGCUGCAGGCGAUGCAGGCCAAGGAGGUACUGAAUGGCGAGAUAGAGAAGAGCCGGAGGUACGGCAUUUCGCCUUCUGCCGACAUGGGUCUAGUCAAAGCAGGCAAUAAACCAGCUCCCCAUCAUUAUGAGACCAGGCACGUGGUGGUCCACUCGGGCCCCGCCGAGUACGGCGUGCGGGAUUCCUCAGGUGUCCGAGCCUCUGUCAUGGUGGUCCCCAACAGCAGCACGCCCACGGCAGACAUGGAGGUGCAGCAGGCCGCCAACCGUGAGACCUCUCCUUCAGCCCUCAACGACAAGGGAAGUUUGCACUUAGGAAAGCCGACCCACCGGUCCUAUGCCUUGUCUCCGCAGCAGGCUCUGGGCCACGAGGGAGUGAAGGCGGUGGCCACGCUGUCCCCUCACACCGUCAUUCAGACCACCCACAGCGCCUCCGAGCAGCUCCCUGUGGGGCUGCCGGCGACAGCUUUCUACACUGGGACCCAGCCGCCGGUGAUCGGCUACCUGAGCGGCCAGCAGCAAGCCAUCGGCUACCCCAGCAGCCUGCCGCAGCACCUGGUGAUCCCGGGCACCCAGUCCCUGCUGAUACCGGUCGGCAGCGCGGACGUCGAGCCGUCGGGAGUCACGCCUGCGAUCGUCACGUCGUCUCCUCAGUUUGCAGCAGUGCCUCACACGUUCGUCACCACCGCCGUCCCCAAGAGCGAGAACUUCAGCGCGGAGCCCCUCACCACCCAGCCUGCCUACCAGGCCACCAUGGUGCAGGCGCAGAUCCACCUGCCCGUGGUGCAGUCCAUUGCCUCCCCUGCCGCCGCGCCCCCCACGCUGCCCCCUUACUUCAUGAAGGGGUCGAUCAUCCAGCUGGCCAACGGGGAGCUGAAGAAAGUAGAGGACUUGAAAACAGAAGACUUCAUACAGAGCGCGGAAAUUAGCAACGACCUGAAAAUAGACUCCAGCACUGUGGAGAGGAUCGAAGACAGCCAUAGCCCAGGCAUCGCCAUCAUACAGUUUGCGGUGGGGGAGCAUCGAGCACAGGUCAGCGUGGAAGUCUUGGUAGAAUACCCUUUUUUUGUAUUUGGACAAGGCUGGUCAUCCUGCUGCCCUGAAAGAACCAGCCAGCUCUUUGAUUUGCCAUGCUCCAAACUCUCAGUGGGGGACGUCUGCAUAUCGCUCACACUCAAGAACCUGAAGAACGGCUCUAUUAAAAAGGGCCAGCCCAUGGACUCAGCUAGUAUCUUGCUGAAGCAUUCAAAGAAUGACAGUCUAGGUGGAAGUAGACACAGGUAUGCGGAGCAGGAAAAUGGGAUUAAUCAGGGAAGCGCACAGAUGUUAGCUGAGAACGGUGAACUGAAGUUUCCGGACAAAAUAGGAUUGCCUGCAGCACCUUUGCUCACCAAAACAGAACCCAGCAAGCCCCCAGCAACGAGGAAGAGGAGGUGGUCAGCCCCUGAAACACGAAAACUAGAGAAAUCAGAAGAGGAGCCACCUUUGACUCUUCCCAAGCCUUCUUUUAUUCCUCAGGAGGUUAAGAUUUGCAUUGAAGGUCGAUCCAACGUAGGAAAGUAAAAGUUGUUUGGGGAAAGGAAAUUAGGCUAUCCCUUGUCAUUUUUAUCCAGAUUACUGUACUGUAGACUAAAUAACCCAGUAUUUACAUGUUAUCAUCUUAUUUUAGGUUUAUGUUAUAACCUUGUUGUUAUAGUUGCAGCUGGUAUUAUGCAGGAGACUGGUGCAUAUGUUUUUCCACAAGUGUUUGUCAGUGACUAGGUUUAUCAAGAGCUACAGAAGGGGCAGUAUCUGCUUCACACACCCUUAGUGGAAAUGAAUGUGUUGUCAUGGCUCCUGUUUUCUAACACCUCGUGUAGGACAGGGUCCAGCUGUGAUUUUGUUUUCUUUUUGUCGUUGGGUUUUUUUUGGGGGGGGGGUUGAUUUUUUUUUCUGUGUUUGUUUUGUUGUUUUAGUUCCUGUUCUAGUUUUUUUGGGUGGAGGUGAGGAGAAGGGAACUGUAGCAGAGGUGUGUGUCAAACAUGGGGUGCGUGCUUGUUUG
This is a messenger RNA of Poecile atricapillus (Black-capped chickadee), 4893 nucleotides long. RefSeq names its product ataxin 1 (gene ATXN1). NCBI's taxonomy places the organism in Eukaryota, Metazoa, Chordata, Aves, Passeriformes, Paridae. The coding region runs from base 2004 to 4415 and encodes 803 amino acids. Gene Ontology annotation, biological process: nervous system development; negative regulation of transcription by RNA polymerase II. The record is from RefSeq and is a predicted model, not a curated record. Gene Ontology annotation, molecular function: RNA binding; protein binding. The transcript has 15 exons. Gene Ontology annotation, cellular component: nucleus.